CCAAAGAUAGAUCUGAGGUAAUGGUUAUAAAUACAUCAUGAUUUGUUUUUUAAAAAGGAAGCAUUAGCAAAUAAGUGGAAACAUCUAUUUUCCAUUCUAAAUCGCGUUAGGAAAAAGAUGGAUAUGAAGUUCCUGCAGUGUAUUGUACUUCCCUGUCUAAUGGCAGCUGCUGUAGCAGAUUUUGUGGACUCCGAUGCGACAUGUACCAUCCUCAACGGUCAGUGUGAGACUCGGUGCACGUGCAAUGAAGGGUACACGCACAUGGACGAGCAAUGUUUUGCCAAAGUUGGAAGAAGUUGUGCAAUGAAUACCGACUGUGUUCCCGAUGCUUCAUGCACUGGUUCUACAGGAUCCCAAACGUGCCAAUGUCCAAAUUCCCUGGUGCCCAGUUUUUAUGAUACUAAAUGCAAAGUUAAAGUAGGAGCUGAGUGCAAGGAUUCCAGUGAUUGCAUGAUUCACAGUGAAUGUAGAACAGGAACCUGUGCCUGCAUGGACAAUUACACGCCUUCUUCUGAUAACAAGACAUGCAUUGGUUAUGUUGGAGCAGAGUGUGAUGACAUCAGUCAGUGCAUUGAACAUGCGGCAUGCAGCGGUGGGAAAUGUAAAUGUGCCGACGACUAUGAAGGGAACAAAACGUGUCAAAAGAAAGAGUCACUGAAUGAGACGAAAAAAAUUGCGAUUGGUGUAUGCCUAGGAUUUUUUCUCGUACAUGGUCGGUUGACAUGUAUGAUUGACAACGAUGCUGCCCCUCUUAAGCUUGCUGCCACAGCGUCAGUUGGUCGUGCAAAACCUUGAACGUUGAAUGUAACGCAAUAGCACAUAGUCGUAAAGGUCUUAAUGUAUUUUCUCAACUGCGGAAAACGCACAAAGUCACGACCAUAUCUCAGAAUGGGCAUAUUGAUUAUUGAUCAGGUAUUUAACUAAUUAGAAUUGUGUUUCCAACUACGAAGAUCUGCUUAUCUGUAUUUUGCGAGUGAAGAAGAAGCUUAAAAGAAUAUAAAAAUUACGGUAUUGAUUAUUCUGUACAUUUAGUAAAAAAAUGGCCAAGCUUAAGCAUGACAGAAGUACCUUGUUGAACCUGGCUAAACGACUGAUAUGUUUCUGAUGAUAUACUUUAAAGAUUUUGUUACAAAGUAUGCAGACUGUGAUAAAUUCUGACGAAAAUACGUAACAGAAAAAUCUGGAAUACCGUCAAGUAGUGUUUUAUUUAUCGCUGUGUAA
Mya arenaria is the source of this 1221-nucleotide messenger RNA. Its product is annotated as latent-transforming growth factor beta-binding protein 2-like. NCBI's taxonomy places the organism in Eukaryota, Metazoa, Mollusca, Bivalvia, Myida, Myidae. The transcript is spliced from 8 exons. The record is from RefSeq and is a predicted model, not a curated record. Bases 118 to 795 code for a protein of 225 amino acids.